AUGAGCAAAAUUUCGAAAGAAGCAUUCGAAUAUCUUAAUAAACUCAGAUAAAAUCCAUAGAUUGCUAUCCCUAAGUUAUAAGAACAUCUCAAAUUGUUUAAAGGAAAUGUUGUAUACAAACCAGGAGAAAUUCCUUUACAAACUAAUGAAGGCCCUAAAGUUGUCAAUGGUUAAUAUUUUAUCCUAUAUUUAUUUCAGAAUGCAUUUCAUUCUUAUAGAAUCAAAAGCCUGUAGGUCCAUUAACUUGGAGUAAGGGUUUGGAAUGUGCAGCAAGAGAUCAUGUAAAAGAUACAGGACCAAAAGGUGUUACAGGCCAUACUGGUACAGAUGGAUCAUCAAUGAGUGAUAGAAUUGAAAGAUAUGGUGAAUGGGAUGUAACAAUAGGAGAAAAUAUUAGUUAUGGUCAAACAACUGGAGAAGAUGGUAUUAAUAUCUAUUUUAUUAAUAUAGUCAUCAUCUAAUUGAUUAUUGAUGAUGGAGUAUCAUCAAGAGGACAUAGAAAAAAUUGUUUUAAAGCAGAAUUUGGAGCAGUAGGUAUUUUCGAUGGAGAACAUAAAUAAUUCAAAACUUAAUGUGUUUUUGAUUUUGCGGGAGCUUUCUAAGACAAUGCUGGAUUAGAUACUAAUGGUGGAAAUUAAUAAUAAGGUGGAGCUCCAUAAAAGGAAGGAGGUUAAAGUGCCCCUAUGCAAUCUAGAGAUUAAGGAGCCCCUGCUAAAGCAUAAUCUAAAGAUCCUGAUGACAAAAUUGUCAAAGAUGCUUUUGAUUAUUUGAAUCAAGUUAGAUAAAAUCCAACCCUCCCCAUACCUAAGUUAUAAGAACUGAUGAAGUUAUUCAAAGGUAGCGUACUUCAUAAACCUGGGGAGAUUCCAUUAUAAACAAAUGAGGGUACUAAAGUUAUCCAAGGUAUAAAUAACGAAUAAUUAUUUAGAAUUAAUUGCAUUUUUACAAAAACAAUAGCCUUUAUAACCAUUAACUUAUGAUAAGGGAUUAGAGUAAGCUUGUAUUGAUCAUGUUAAUGAUACAGGUCCAAAAGGUGUAUGUGGUCACACUGGUACUGAUGGAUCAUCUCUAUCUGACAGAAUUGAAAGGUAUGGAGAAUGGAACGGCAAAAUAGGAGAAAAUAUCAGUUAUGGCCAAAAGAAUGGUUAAGAUGUCAUCAUUUAAUUACUAAUUGAUGAUGGAGUAGGAACAAGAGGUCAUAGAAAAAACUGUUUUAGUCCUGACUUCUUCUUAGUUGGAAUUGCAGCAGGAGACCAUAAAUAAUAUUAAACUUAAUGCGUUUUUGAUUUUGCAGGUGAAUUCACUCCAAAGGGAGCUCAAGGUUAAAAGCCUAAAGCACAAUAAUAAUCCUAACCUUAAAGUAUGAAAGAUUAAAUGAAAAAUAUGAUGUUAGGUGGCAAAGGCGGUAAUGUAGGUGCUCAAGCUCCAUAAAAUGAAGAAGAAGGUAUUUAAAUAUAUAAGAUUUUUUUUAGAAAAAUUACCUCCAGGAUGUGUUUCAGUUAGUACUUCAACUGCAAUCACUGUUAAGAAUGGAUAAAAAAUUACAAAAAUAACUAAGACAUAUAAAUUUAAGGAUGGAUCAACCAAAACUGCAGUCUAAACUCUAACUGAAGGUUGACA
Paramecium pentaurelia is the source of this 1620-nucleotide messenger RNA. The record is from the annotation of a GenBank genome assembly. Lineage: Eukaryota; Ciliophora; Oligohymenophorea; Peniculida; Parameciidae.